This is a messenger RNA of Microdochium trichocladiopsis, 1728 nucleotides long. RefSeq lists its product as uncharacterized. The transcript has 7 exons. Lineage: Eukaryota; Fungi; Ascomycota; Sordariomycetes; Xylariales; Microdochiaceae. Bases 497 to 1504 code for a protein of 335 amino acids. The record is from RefSeq and is a predicted model, not a curated record.
CUUGUCCCCGUCGGACUCCAGCUUUUUCCCGACCCGGUAACAGAUCUCUUGUUAUACAGACAUUGACCUGUUGCCCUUUGCGUCUCGUCAUCAGCUCAGAUCGCCGACGAUCGACCCCUAGCGCGUGCCUCCCUCUUUGAGCUGCUCCACUGGUGCCGUGGAACAAACCGAAACGCAAGCGAGGCGAGGGGAUUCAAGAUUCGAGCAAGGGAGCUGAUCUGUACUGCGUUUUACUUUAUUUAUGGUGUGCCCGCACCUCCACCCGAGACAAUCGGCUUCCCCAUUGAUCGACAGCGUCUGGCGUUCUUUUGUCUUGCCCGUGCGCGUCUACAACAGUCUUAUCCUCCACUACAGGCGCACACACAACUGAGCUUCCCGGUCGCCUAUCGGCAAAAAGUAGUGUGGAACGACAAGGACGACAAGGACGACAAGGACGACAGCGUAUUAUCCGGCUUCGCUCGACACUGCGACUGUCGACGGCCGAACCAUACGCAUCAUGGCGGCUGAGGGACUCGGACAAGUGGUGUCAUGGUACAUCUGUACCGUCGUAGCCGUGGGGUUUCUGAUUGCCCGUCUCAUCGUGCGGUGGCAGCGCCUGGCGGCACUCUACCUCGAGGAUGGCCUGCUAUGCCUGGCAGCAUGCUGCCUCAUUGGCGACCUCAUCAUCCAGCACUACAUGUGGACGCUGGGCCUCGCGGAGCCCCAGGCCAGUGUCAGCUUCGAGAACUUUGUCAGCAUGAUGAAGAUGAUUAUACCCGGCUCGACGCUCUACGUCACCUCGCUGUGGCUCAUUAAGCUCGCCCUCGUCAUCUUCUACAAGAAGAUUGCCGCGCCUGGCACAAAGAUGCAGCUGGCGUACAAUAUCACGCUGGGAUUUCUGGUCUGCUCGUGGCUGGUCAUCUUCUUCGACAUCAUGUUCCAGUGCUAUCCCCACGACAAGCGGUGGUCCAUAGAUCCGUCAUAUCAAUGUGAUCCCAAGCAGAGCGAGAUCAACUACUGGUUGACGGUAAUCCUCAAUAUCUUCUCUGAUAUUGUCAUCAUCUGCUUGCCCGUUACCAUGGUCAUGAAGCUGCAGAUGAAGAUGAAGCAGAAGAUUGGAGUCGCCGGCAUCUUUGCGCUCGGUAUCUUCGUCGUCAUUGCAAGCAUCAUCCGUGCCUACUACUCCCACAAUGGUGCUCAGAUGAUCACCUGCACCGUCUCGAUGAUUGAGGCCGCCGUGGCCAUCGUGGCAGCUUGCUUACCUCCUCUCCGCUCCGUUAUCCUCGGCCACACAACGACACAGUCAAGCUCCUACGCCAAGCGCUACGAGCUGUCCUACGUGAACCGCAAGUCCACACGGACGCCGGCGUCAUCAUGGUCAACACGACGAUUGAGAUGGAUAAGAGCGAGGCGUAUACGUAUACCAGCGGCGAGGGACGGAGAUGAGCGGCGCGAUGAGGUUACAAUGUUGCUGCCGAAAACUCGUUUUUUUUCUGUUUUGCCACACGAGACCACUCCUAGAUGAUAGCAUACUUGCCUUGCGAUUUGGCAUUACUUCAAGUAUACCCCCAUGUUUUUUUUUUAGAUUACAACACCUGCCAUUGCAAGAUACAAUCCAUGAAUAUAGAUCUCUGAGCCUCCUUCUGCUCCAUGUCGAGCUUCCCCCGCGUGAAUAUUGCCCCUGUGCCUAUCACAUCAGGUCACCCCUUAGCCGCUAAUGCUUGACUCGCCGGAAAAUCGUCAUUCGGA